AUGACCACGACCAUGGUCGGAAGGGGUUACACGCGCAACAUUAAUCUAAACCUUUGCGCGCGCGGAAACGGCCGCCCAGCGUUGGGGUCUCGGGUUUUACGGGAUGAUGUCUGUCGGCGGCGGUAUAUACGGCGCGCUUUGUCGUCGUCGAGGGUUGCGCGCGCGCGCCUAAAACGCACAACGUCGUCGGGUGGGCACGCGCGCGCGGCCGCUCUCCCGGUCGGGUUGACGGUGACGGUUGGUGGUUCGGGUGUGCCGGGCGGGGUGGAGUGGACUCCCGUUUUCGCCCGGCCACCACCGUCACCGCCGCUGCCGGCAAGCGGGGGCCGCAAGCAGCCGGAGCAGAGCGUUCCCAGUGGCGGCGGCGGCGGCCGUACAAUAACAAUAUAA
This is a messenger RNA of Macrosiphum euphorbiae (potato aphid), 390 nucleotides long. Lineage: Eukaryota; Metazoa; Arthropoda; Insecta; Hemiptera; Aphididae. The record is from the annotation of a GenBank genome assembly.